AUGUGUCCUACAAAUUCAGAAUUGCAGGACAUGGAGUUGAUCCUCCAGGAGUGGAUGAAAAUCAGGAAAAUCCAGGCCAAGAACAGGUUGUUACUCGGCGCUCUCCACGUAAGAAUACACUUGGUGAUAAAGAAAACAAGAUUACAUAAUGGUUCACCAAGAAGAUCUCCAAGGAAGCCAAUUUCUGGCAGCAUCCCACAGCAAUCACCAAGCAGACCACUGAAAAGAUCACCCAGUAAAAGCAGCCCACAGAAAGGGAAGUUCUUCUCAAUAUUUGAUCCCAAGCGUCGGCUCUCAGACAAGGUCUCUGUAGCAGACAAAACUAUGAUCAAAACUGUUGGGAAGAAGGUCCCUCUGAGAAAAAGUGAUGGAUCCCAAAUGAUGAUUGAUGCAGGACAAAGGGAAUUUGGGGCCAAACAGUGUAAUGUCUGUGGCAUUAUUUAUGAGAUUGGCAAUCCUGAAGAUGAAGCUUCUCAUGAGGCCCAUCAUAAUAGCUUCCUCAACACACUCAAAUAUAUUGGUUGGAAGAAGGAAAGGCUAGUAAGGGACUUAGAUCAUCAUGGAGGAAGGGUUAUCAUGGUUUCUACAGACUCUCAGCAUUGUUGGCGUAAAGUGGAGGAGAUAAGAGAAAUCGUUGCAGAGUUGGGCUUCGCUGAAAAUGGGAUCCGCGUGAAAGAAAACACAAAGGUCUUCUUUUACGUUCUUGAGAAGAGGAUUGUUGGCUGUCUUAUUGCCGAGACCAUAAGGGAAGCACACAAGGUGAUCCCACAAAGAUCACCUAUAAGAGGGGGUGGCCAGUUAGUGUGCUGCUCUGAAAAACGGUACAAAGUAUGGGCUGGAAUUAGCAGGAUUUGGGUCUUGGCUUCAGAGAGAGGGAAGGGUAUUGCCUCAACGUUGGUUGAUGCAAUGAGAGGUAACUUUCUCACCAGCCACUUCCUGACUCUAGAUGAAUUUGCCUUUUCCGAUCCCACUGAGAGUGGAAUGGGAUUUGCUGAGAAGUACACUCAGAGAAGAGAUUUCCUUGUUUAUCGUCGUUAGUAACAAUAAGAGCAUUUUUUUUAGUGUAUUUGAAAUGAUAGAUAUAUGCUUGUGUUAUAUUUAUACCAGAAAUAUUUUGAGAUAGAUAUUUUUAUUUAAAUCAUACUGUACUGUUUUUUUCUCUCUCUCUCAGUACAUUCUGCAGUGCAAGGAAGAAAUGUUUGUCUAUGCAGAUACAAAAUGUAUUUUAAGUUUGUAGGGUAGCUGUAAAAAUUAUAUUAAUAAAAUGCUAAGUAAGCAUUUAUCCAGCUCUCAGACUUGGCUAAUAUUUAAAAAAUAACCCAGGAUUUGAGUUUCAGGAACAAUUUUAUUAAUUUUAAGGUGUAAAAAUUGAUU
Molecule: messenger RNA, 1374 nt
Organism: Penaeus indicus
Lineage: Eukaryota; Metazoa; Arthropoda; Malacostraca; Decapoda; Penaeidae
Product: N-acetyltransferase ESCO1-like
Biological process (GO): mitotic sister chromatid cohesion
Cellular component (GO): nucleus; chromatin
Molecular function (GO): protein-lysine-acetyltransferase activity
Source: RefSeq, a predicted model, not a curated record